Aureobasidium vineae is the source of this 2085-nucleotide messenger RNA. NCBI's taxonomy places the organism in Eukaryota, Fungi, Ascomycota, Dothideomycetes, Dothideales, Saccotheciaceae. The record is from the annotation of a GenBank genome assembly.
AUGGCACCCUCCACCGAGCGCCCGCGAAGACAGCGUCGUCUAUCCAAUGUCACCAACUCGUCCGUCUCAUCCACAUCGCCCGAACGCGAAGUCGACGAUGAUAACGACUCGUUCAUGCUGCAGCCCAACGACUCGCAGUCGUCAGUCGCUGCCUCACUUGACCUCAUGGACAACGCCAACUUUGAAGAACGAUGCCGCCUAUCUCCCGUCUACCGCUUACCCGCCGAACUGCUCAUCGCCAUCUUCGGUCGUCUCGCAUCAACAAAAGACCUCAUGUCAUGCAUGCUCGUGUCCAAGGACUGGGCGCGGAACAGCGUCGCCCUGUUGUGGCACCGUCCACAGACCAACAACUGGGCCAGCAUACACAGCGUCGUCAAGUCAAUACGCAAGACCGAACGCUUCUUCGCAUACCAGGAUCUGGUCAAACGUCUGAACCUCUCCACUCUGGCCUCUCAAGUCAGCGACGGCACCUUGAUGGGCUUGACGGCUUGCAAACGCAUCGAGCGUCUGACCUUGACCAAUUGCGCCAAGCUGACCGACCUGAGUCUCAGCAGUCUGAUCCAUGGAAACCGCAGCCUGAUAGCGCUGGACGUUACUCAGCUGGACCAGCUCACCGAUCGCACCCUUGACCUUGUCGCCCGCAACUGUGUCCGUCUCCAAGGUCUCAACAUGACGGGCUGUCGGCGUCUCACGGAUCAAUCCUUGGUGCAGAUAGCCCAGAAUUGUCGCCAGCUCAAGCGUCUGAAGUGCAACAGCUGCUCCCAGCUGACUGACGUGUCGAUGUUGAGUGUCGCUCAAAACAGCUCACAUCUGUUGGAAAUUGACCUCUACGAUCUGCCCCUGCUUGAAUCAGACUCCAUCACCGCUCUCCUAACGCAGUGCCGCCAGCUACGGGAAUUGCGUCUUGCUCGAUGUCCGCUCAUCACCGACCAGGCUUUCUUGCAGCUGCCAUCCAAGGCUGCUCCCUUUGACGCUCUGCGUAUACUUGACCUCACAGACUGUCAGGAGCUCACCGACAAGGCCAUCGACAAGAUCGUGCACACAUGCCCCAAGUUGCGUAACCUGAUCCUUGCCAAGUGUAGGCAGCUCACCGACAGAGCCGUGUGGGCCAUCACCAAGCUCGGCAGGAAUCUCCACUACAUUCAUCUAGGCCACUGCGCCCGCAUCACCGACGCUUCCAUCAUCGCCCUGGCCAAGUCGUGUACACGCAUCAGAUACAUUGACCUGGCCUGUUGUAGCAAUCUCACCGACCAGAGCAUUACUCAAUUGGCCAACCUUCCCAAACUUAAGCGCGUUGGUCUGGUCAAAUGUGCUGGUAUUACUGACAGAAGUAUCCAUGCUCUAGCUACCUAUGGUGGUCGUGUCAUGCAGAAACCUCGUGACCGUCAGCAGAAUGUCAGCGCUCUUGAGCGUGUUCACUUGAGUUAUUGCACUCUGCUUACCCUCGAUGUAUNNGGCAUCCAUACAUUGCUCAAUAACUGCCCUCGCUUGACGCAUCUGAGUUUGACGGGUGUCCAAGCCUUCCUCCGUGACGACUUGACAGUCUUCUGCCGCGAAGCUCCUGCCGAAUUCAACGAUCACCAGCGCGAAGUCUUUUGUGUCUUCUCAGGCAAUGGUGUCGCUCGUCUUCGUGAAUACCUUAACCGUGCAAGCGGUCCUGGCAUGGAAACUGGCAUGGUUAAUGACUCUGACGACGACACCGACGGCGCCACUCUCCGCAAUCUUCCUCUUCCUCCACCUCCACCUCCUCACCAUCCCAACCUCAUCCACACGUGGCAUAACCCGGCCUUCCACAAUCACAACGACCAAGAUAUCGAAGACGAAGACAUGGAAGAUGAUCAUGACGGGGUCGACACGCCCAACGACAGCCACGGUAUUGGAAUCAUCGACGCCGCGGUGCAUGGCCAUAUGCUCAAUUUGGAUGUUCACUCGACCCCGGCAAACGAUUCGGAUCAGAUGAUUGGAGAACCUUCACAGAACCACGGCGGUGCACUAUGGGCUGGUGGCAGUGGCGAGGCUCAGCAUGUUACUGGCAUGAUGAGCGCAGCUAUGCUUGAUGACGUGGACGAGGAUAUACCGCAGUGA